UUCACUGAUAUUUAUAUCUAUGUGUGUGAAUCCACGGAUUACGUAACUAGUCGACAGAAACACGAAUUGUAAUAUCUUUUCACAAAGUGUGUCUUGUCCAGCUACCUGAAAGUGACGAAGUAAACACCAGGGAGAAAGUUUUAUUGUGAUUUGGAAAGUUUUGUGAAUAUGGCAAACUGCAGGGGCAUCUGGAAACUUAUCUAUGUGGAUUGCUUUAAGGAAUACCUGGACCAAAUCGACGGUGUUCUCCGAGGAAGACGGCAAGCUGAUAGAGACAUUGACUGGACCAUUUUCCACUAGGAUUGUGAGGGAUCUUCAAGAUGACGUCAUGAUUAUGACGAUGACGUCAGGAGAGGUAACCUCCACCCGGAAGUACUCGAAGGUGGAACCAACAAACGCAGCUGAAGACUCGGAGAAAACUAGUGCAGGGGAGUCAAAGACGAGCACACCGGUUACAGAUCCAAAUACCGAGCCUGGGGAAAGCUCAGAGAAAGAAUCGCAGGAACCGCCUACUCCAGAAUCGAAUACGACCCCCGCUGAAACGUCAGAACAAACUCUAUCAAAGGAGCAGCCAGGACAGGAGCCUGAAGAAGAAGGUUCGGAACCUGCUCCGAUCAAAGAGGAAUCGGAGCCGGCUAAAGAAGAAUCAGGACCGGUUAAAGAGACGUCAGAACCGGUUAAAGAAGAAUCAGAGCCUGUUGAAAAGGAAUCGGAGCCAGUAAAAGAGGAAUCGGAACCAGUUAAAGAGGAAUCAGAACCGGUCGAAAAGGAAUCGGAACCAGUUAAAGAGGAAUCAGAACCGGUUGAAAAAGUAUCGGAGCCGGUGAAAGAGGAAUCGGAAAAAGUUAAAGAGGAAUCGGAACCAGUUAAAGAGGAAUCACCACAAGCAGCACCACAGAACAAAGAAACAGAACAAUGACAAACAUCUGUAAGUAAGCAGUUAUAAAAAUGAGCAUUGGAAUCAGAACAGGAAAAGGAGACCUACAGAUAAUUAAGACAAACAAUCAAUAUGGAGGAGAGAACAAAAACUGGGGCGAACAGAAGGAUACACGAGGCUUGGAGUUACUUUGGGAGGAACAGGGAAAUAACAUUUGAAGAUCAAAAUCUGCCGAUAUCACUGAAAAGAAAAGUCUUCAACCAGUGCCUUGUCCCAUCAAUAAGCUAUGAGUACCAAACGUGGACAAUAACCAAAAAUACCACAAAGAAAUUAAGGACAACACAAAGAGCAA
Molecule: messenger RNA, 1229 nt
Organism: Aplysia californica (California sea hare)
Lineage: Eukaryota; Metazoa; Mollusca; Gastropoda; Aplysiida; Aplysiidae
Product: neurofilament heavy polypeptide
Biological process (GO): fatty acid transport
Cellular component (GO): nucleus; cytosol
Molecular function (GO): fatty acid binding
Source: RefSeq, a predicted model, not a curated record